AUGCCCGUCCAAUCGCUUCUUACUUUCCCAGAACAAGUGCGCGAUCGCAUUAUCAGCUACUUGCCACAGCAGGCAUUAAUCAAUCUAGCAACUACAAACUAUGAAUUCUACCACCCAUGCAUGAAAAAACUCUACUCCAAAAUUGCAGUAUCAGAAAUACCUCCUUUGAGAUGCGAGGUGGAUCCAGCCAACAAGCUUGACUUACGAAGAAUGGACUUUCAAGACAGCACGAGGCUGGUGAUUUAUGGCCUCCAAGGCUGCUACAAGCGAGUGUUGAAUAUCAAAAUGAUUAACGCUCGUUUGGAGGUGCUAGUCCAAGCUUUGACUAUAAAUACCGAGUUGAUCAGCUAUAUCAAAGAAAUACACAUCUUGCUGAAAGAGCCACAUUUGAAUCAAGUUAUCCACAAGUUGUCAGCGCUUUUAAAGUUGCAUUCAGCACAGUUGAAUUACUUUUAUACUCAAAAUCAAGGUAGAUGCCUGUUUUUGACGUGCCCUGAAACAGAGCUACGAAUGGGCAACUUGACAUCGCUGGUGCAAUUGGAAAACCUUUCAACUAAACUUGGCAACGUAACCACUUUGAUAUUUCCAAGCGACCAAACACUCUACUGGCAAUACAUGUCAGCUUUACCGCAAAACCUUGAUAACUUCUCGAGUUUAUCAAAGUUCAAGUUUGUGAUAAACACCUCAGUAUUUGACAGAAAUGUUAAAUUGGUCAAUCUCAUUCCGUGGAACAAAUUGAAAAGUCUUGAAUUGGUGUUUGACUAUCCUACAAAUAGCAAUGUUGAAGACUACCUUAUAGACUUUCUUGCGUUGCUUCCAGAGUCGGUGCCAAAACUCAAAAGCUUAUCCAUCAUCCAAGGUACAAUUUUUCCCACACAUGCUAGCAACGAGAUAUUUGAUUUGAACAUGUUCAAUUUGAUUCGGCAAUGGUGCGCAAACCUCGAUUACUUAUCCAUAAAACACAAGUUACCCAUAAUGGGUAACUUUCCCGAUGGAAUGGAGGGAAACUACCGCCGAAGAUACGAAUUGUACCUGCGGGUAUUGCCCAAAUUGAUCAACCAAUAUUCAAGCAAGCCUAAUGUUAUUUUGAAUUUGCCCAAUCUUUUCCAAACUUUUGCAUGCUACGAGCAAUAUAUGAACACAGUGCUAUACAAUGGGUGCAAGUGUCACCAUUGCGAACAUUAUUUACAAAAACUUGAUUGGUUCUUGAUGCACCACAAGUAUUAUAAUGUUCAAACUGGACAAUAUAGAGACAUGAAUGCUUCUCACUUGUUCUCAGUCUUGGGGCGUGCUCUUAACGACAGAUUGAUCCAGAAUGAUCUUAUUACCCAAUUGGACCAGUUGGCGUUUCCUAUCUGGAAUUGCUCAUGGGAUUUCCACGAGAUGAUUGUCGAUCAAAAUAGCAACUGCUCUCAAAACAACGAUGCGUACCUGGUUCCUCCACUCAAGUGUUUAGAGAAAGAAAUCAUUGAAUAUGGAGAGUACGAUGAGGAUAACGAAGACGGGAUCAUUGAAAGCACUGCUUCUAAUAACAGGUGUGAGUUUUCGCGGAAACUUUUUUCACACUUGCCGAAAUGCAUAAGUCAUUAUCUUAAUGAUUUAGUGCAAGAGAUCUUGAACUUGCAUAGGGGAAAUGCUGAACAAAGAGCAGACGAAGUGGAACACGGUACAGGUACUGACACCGAAGUCUCCUUUAUGGACUCGUUGAAAGAUGGUGGAGACCUAGACACCACGCAUCCAUUCAACAUCAGGAGGAUUAUCAUAAAUGGUAUUGUCUACAAUAUUGGAGCUGAACUCAAUGGUACGCACUACUAUGUAAAUGUAUAUGAUGGGUGA
Molecule: messenger RNA, 1836 nt
Organism: Lodderomyces elongisporus
Lineage: Eukaryota; Fungi; Ascomycota; Pichiomycetes; Serinales; Debaryomycetaceae
Exons: 1
Coding region: 1-1836 (611 amino acids)
Source: RefSeq, a predicted model, not a curated record